This is a messenger RNA of Vicia faba (fava bean), 4896 nucleotides long. NCBI's taxonomy places the organism in Eukaryota, Viridiplantae, Streptophyta, Magnoliopsida, Fabales, Fabaceae. The record is from the annotation of a GenBank genome assembly.
AUGGAGUGGACAACAUUACAGCAUCUGGAUCUCCGUCACGUAGGACGUGGCGUCGUACCUUAUCAGCCUCAUGCUGCCUCCUUCCAUUCUCAUCAGGCACUCGUCGCCGUCGCCAUCGGAACCUACAUUGUCGAAUUCGACGCAUUGACAGGAAGCAAGAUUUCUGCACUUGACAUUGGUGCACCUGUUGUCCGCAUGUCAUAUAGUCCUACAAGUGGCCAUACUGUCGUUGCAAUUCUCCAGGAUUGUACGAUAAGAUCUUGUGAUUUUGAUUUGGAGCAAACAUGUGUAUUGCAUUCGCCGGAGAAGAAGUCCGAGAAAAUUUAUAAUGAUACUGAAGUUCAUCUGGCAAUGACUCCGUUGCAACAUGUUGUGUUUUUUGGGUUUCAUAAACGGAUGAGUGUUACAGUUGUUGGGACUGUUGAAGGCGGUAGAGCACCUACAAAAAUCAAGACAGACUUGAAGAAGCCAAUUGUUAAUCUUGCAUGUCAUCCUCGCCUUCCUGUCCUGUAUGUUGCUUACGCAGAUGGUUUGAUUCGAGCAUAUAACAUCCACACUUAUGCUGUUCAUUACACACUACAACUUGAAAAUACUAUAAAGCUUAAUGGCGCUAGUGCAUUUGCAUUUCAUCCAACUCUAGAAUGGAUUUUUGUUGGAGAUCGACGUGGUACACUAUUGGCAUGGGAUGUAUCAAUCGAGAAGCCUAGUAUGAUUGGAAUAAUUCAAGUUUGCUCACAACCAAUAACUUCUGUUGCUUGGCUGACCACUUUGCGUAUGCUUGUAACCCUAUCAAAGGAUGGGAAUAUGAAGGUUUGGAAAACACGGGUUAUAGCUAAUCCUAAUAGACCUCCUAUGCCAGCAAAUUUUUUUGAGACUGCUGCAAUUGAAGCAAUUGAUAUCCCACGUAUCCUUUCUCAACAAGGUGGAGAAGCAGUGUAUCCUUUACCGCGAAUCAAAGCUAUAGAAUUUCAUCCAAAGUCUAAUUUGGCAGCAUUAGUGUUUGCAAAUGCAGCAAGUGGAGAUACUUCAAAAAACAAAACUGUGUCCAAUAGAGAAAGGAGAAAGCAACUUUUUGCAGUUUUGCAAGGUGCACGGGGAUCGUCGGCAUCCGUUUUAAAAGAAAAAUUGUCAGCCUUGGGUUCAUCUGGAAUCUUAGCAGACCAUCAGCUUCAAUCUCAAUUACAAGAACAUAAUCUGAAAGGUCAUAGUCAUCUUACAAUAUCAGAUAUUGCAAGGAAGGCUUUUCUUCACAGUCAUUUUAUCGAAGGCCAUACAAAAAGUGCCCCCAUAUCUCGCCUACCCGUCAUCGCUGUUCUAGAUACCAAGCAUCAUCUGAAGCACAUCCCUGUUGUCCAGCCAUUCCAUUUGGAGCUUAAUUUUUUCAAUAAAGAGAACCGAGUUCUUCAUUAUCCAGUCAGGGCUUUUUAUGUGGAUGGACCAAAUCUUAUGGCAUAUAAUCUCUCAUCUGGAUUGGAGAGUACCUACAAAAAGCUCUAUAAUUCGAUUCCUGGCCAUGUGGAGUAUCAAGCAAAUUACUUGAUUUACAGUAAAAAGCAACACCUGUUUCUUGUAGCUUAUGAAUUUAGUGGCAUUACAACUGAAGUUGUGCUUUAUCGGGAAAAUACUGAAGUAGAGACGGUAAACAGUAAAAGCAGCACUGUGAAAGGUAUAGAUGCAGCAUUUAUUGGUCCCAAUGAAAAUCAGUUUGCUAUUCUUGAUGAUGACAAGACAGGGUUAGCAGUAUUUACUCUACCGGGAGGGCCCUCAAUAGAUCCGAAGGAAAUUGAAAAAGCUUUUGAAGAAAAUCAACCUACAGAAACUAGUGAUGGUUCAAUUAAAGGCCCAACACCAUUUAUGUUUGAAACUGAAGUUGAUCGUAUCUUUUCUAAUCCUUUAGAUUCAACGCUGAUGUUCGCUUCUCAUGGAAACCAAAUUGGAUUAGUGAAGCUCGUAGAAGGGUAUCGCCUUUUAACUUCUACUUCAACUUCUAAUGGACAGUAUAUAUCAAGCAAUAGCGAGGGGAAAAAGUCACUCAAGUUGAAAAUAAAUGAGAUUGUACUCCAGGUGCAUUGGCAAGAGACUCUGAGGGGUCAAGUUGCAGGAGUUUUGACAACUCAGAGAGUUCUUAUUGUUUCUGCAGCACUCGAUAUACUUGCUGGCACUUCUACAAAUUUUGACAAGGGACUUCCUCCGAUAUCCUUGAAUCCAUAUUCACUCUUUCCUCUGCUUCUACCUUCCUCCUUUCCUCAUACUCAGCUAAGCAGAUCACUCUUAUGGGUUGGGCCUGCCCUUCUUUUUUCUACUGCUACUGCAAUCAGUAUACUAGGCUGGGAUGGAAAAGUGAGGACCAUUCUCUCAAUUAGUAUGCCUCGUGCAGUCUUGGUUGGUGCUUUGAAUGAUCGGUUGUUGCUUGCUAGUCCGACAGAGAUAAAUCCCAGACAGAAGAAGGGAGUCGAGAUUAAAAGCUGUCUUGUUGGUCUUCUUGAGCCUCUUCUCAUUGGAUUUGUCACAAUGCAACAAAGUUUUAAGCAGAAGCUCGAACUGUCAGAAAUACUAUACCAAAUAACAUCAAGAUUUGACAGCUUGCGUGUAACACAAAGGUCUCUGGACAUCCUUGCUUUAGGUUCUCCUGUUUGUGGAGAUUUAGCUGUGUCAUUAUCCCAAUCAGGUCCACAGUUCACCCAGGUGAUGCGGGGGGCCUAUGCUGUGAAAUCUCUUCAUUUUUCAAUAGCUUCAUCUGUUUUGAAAGAUGAGUUUCUGCGUUCAAGAGACUAUCCACGAUGCCCUCCGACAUCUCAUUUAUUUCACAGGUUCAGACAGUUGGGUUAUUCAUGUAUCAGGUUUGGACAGUUUGAUAAAGCAAAAGAAACCUUUGAAGUUACUGCAGAUUACGAAAGCAUGCUUGAUCUGUUUAUAUGCCACCUUAAUCCUAGCGCCAUGAGGCGUCUUGCUCAGAAGUUGGAAGAAGAAGAUCUUGACUCCGAAUUGAGGCGACAUUGUGAAAGGAUUUUACGAAUUAGAUCUACUGGAUGGACACAAGGCAUAUUUGCCAACUUUGCUGCAGAAAGUAUGGUUCCUAAAGGACCUGAGUGGGGUGGUGGAAACUGGGAAAUCAAAACCCUUGCUACUGCAAAGGAUAUACCUAAGUGGGAGCUUGCUGCAGAGGUGACACCAUAUAUGAAGACUGAUGAUGCUGCGAUUCCAUCCAUCAUUGUAGAUCACGUUGGUGUGUAUUUAGGCUCAAUUAAAGGAAGAGGCAAUGUUGUAGAGGUAAAGGAAGAUAACUUGGUCAAAGCCAUCACAAUGGCAGGCAGUGAUGUUAAAGCCAAUGAUCUUGAAUUAUCUCCAAUUAAAUCCCUACCUAAUCAAUUGAAGGGGGUUGAUAAGACCCAAAGUGAUUCACUGAUGGGUCUGGAGAGUCUUAACAAACAGCUUGCUAGUUCUUCUGCUGAUAAACAGGCUAAAGCAGCAGAAGAAUUUAAAAAAUCAAUGUAUGGAUCUGCUGCUGCUGAUAGCAGUAGCGAUGAGGAAGGAGUAUCAAAAACCAAAAAAAUACAUGUUAGAAUAAGAGAGAAACCAAUUGAACCUUCUGUGGAUGUGAACAAAAUUAAAGAAGCAGCUAGUAAAUUUAAACUUGCAGCAGGGAUAACUUCAUCAAGGAGCAGGUCUUUAUCCAGUGGAUCACAAGAUUUUAGCCAGAUUUCGGGCCUGCCACCUGUAACAACAGGAAUGUCUGCUCGUACGGUUUCAACUCCCGGCGACCUGUUUAGUACAGAAGCUUUUACUCGACCAGGAUCAAUUUCACAACCAGCAACUGGGUCUGAAGGUAGAGGGCCUAUUCCAGAGGAUUUCUUUCAGAAUACUGUUUCAUCCCUCCAGGUUGCUGCUACACUGCGUCCUGCUGGGUCGUAUCUGUCUAAACUUACUCCAGGUGUAGAAGGCAGCCAGGAAACUGCUAACCAAUUUAGUGCUUCUGAAGCUGAUGUAGGCAAUGUUCCUCCGAAAGCUGUUCAACAACCAGUAGUUUCAAAUGAUCCCAUUGGAUUUCCUGAUGGUGGUUUGCCACCACAAUACUCUGCUCAGGCGGCAGGAAUGCCCCCAUCACAGCGGCAGGAAGCAAUUUCUACCCAACCUCUUGAUCUUAGCGUGCUUGGAGUACCGAAUUCUGUUGAUAAGCCUGCACAAGUUGGGUCUCCACCAUCUUCUGUACGACCUGGACAGGUUCCUCAAGAGGCUGCUGCCUCUGUAUGUUUCAAGACUGGACUUGCUCACCUUGAGCUCAAUAAUCUUCCAGAUGCUUUGUCUUGCUUUGAUGAAGCUUUUCUUGCAUUAGCUAAGGAACAAUCUCGCGGAAGUGAUAUAAAAGCUCAAGCAACAAUCUGUGCUCAAUACAAGAUAACAGUCACUCUUCUUCAGGAAAUCGGACGUUUGCAAAGAGUUCAUGGUUCAAGGGCAGUCAGUGCAAAAGAUGAGAUGGCAAGACUUUCACGUCAUCUGGGUUCAUUGCCUCUUCUGGCUAAACACAGAAUAAAUUGCAUUCGAACUGCCAUAAAACGAAACAUGGAGGUGCAAAAUUAUGCAUAUUCCAAGCAAAUGCUAGAACUACUAUUGUCAAAAGCACCUGCGAGCAAGCAGGAGGAAUUUAGGAGCCUGAUGAACUUGUGUGUUCAGAGAGGUUUGACUAACAGAUCCAUUGAUCCACAGGAAGAUCCUUCGCAGUUCUGUGCUGCCACAUUAAGCAGACUGUCAACCAUCGGAUAUGAUGUAUGUGAUCUAUGUGGAUCCAAAUUUUCUGCUGUGAAUGCUCCUGGAUGUUUAAUCUGUGGAAUGGGAAGCAUCAAAAGAUCAGAUACACUCACUGGGUCAGUUGGCCCAGUUCCUUCCCCAUUUGGUUGA